AUAUUUGUUAAUAUAAAUAUAAAUGAGAAAUGAUCCUUUAUCCAUCUUUAUUCCAUUUUUUCUCGAUCAGUGGUGUUUGUUUGAGCUUUCGUCUCUCUUUCUUCUGCGCCGAUUAUAUAAAAGAACCAAAUAGAUCGUAUCGGAAGAUUAGAUGGAGGUUAUGGUGGGUUCAUCGUUUGGAAUCGGUAUGGCGGCGUGCGUUAGAGAUCGUGGCGGUGUAUCGGCGCAGGAUAAGGCCGUACCGCCGCCGGCUCUGUUUAUGGCGGAUGAAUCGGGACGAGGAGGUGGAUCGCAGAUCGGGCUUGCCAGCCGUCUCGGGUUAAGUAUGAGUAACAAAUCAGCGGAGGAAUCGUCGGAGGAUAGCUCAUCGUCGAUCGGAGAGAUCAGCGAUAACGAGGAGGAGGACGAAGACGACGACGUUUCAUCACAAGGAGAAGGAGGAGCCCUUGAUUCGUUUAGUUCCUCUUUAGAAGACUCUCUACCGAUUAAGAGAGGGUUAUCAAACCAUUACGUGGGUAAAUCAAAAUCUUUUGGGAAUUUAAUGGAAUCUAGCAACAUCAACGCAAAGGAUCUGGAAAAAGUAGAAAACCCGUUCAAUAAGAAGAGGAGGUUGAUUAUUGCAAAUAAGCUGAGGAGUAGAGGAAGAUCUAUGUCAGUUUCCAGUUUCUACACUUGGCAAAACCCUAAUUCCACGCCUUUACUUGCACUCCAAGAACCCAAUAAAGUGGAUGCUGACGGUGAUAAUCAAACUAUCAGUUUGUUUGAGAGGAGGAAGAUGAUGAUGAAGAGUAAGAAAGAUUUGAUGGCUCAGACUCAAAGUUGUUUCUGUCUAAGUAGUUUGCAAGAGGAAGAUGAUGAUGGUGGUAGUUGUGAUGAUAAUGAGUGAUAUAUAAUUCUCGUUUUUAAUUACAGGAUGUUUUAGUGGUGGAGGAUUUGAUUUGUUAAGAAUAUUAUUAUUUAUUGGCAACACAUUAAGACUUUCAUCA
Messenger RNA from Brassica napus (rape), 986 nucleotides. RefSeq names its product protein OXIDATIVE STRESS 3 LIKE 2. The record is from RefSeq and is a predicted model, not a curated record. The transcript is spliced from 2 exons. NCBI's taxonomy places the organism in Eukaryota, Viridiplantae, Streptophyta, Magnoliopsida, Brassicales, Brassicaceae. The coding region runs from base 152 to 886 and encodes 244 amino acids.